This is a messenger RNA of Rotaria sordida, 414 nucleotides long. The record is from the annotation of a GenBank genome assembly. Lineage: Eukaryota; Metazoa; Rotifera; Eurotatoria; Philodinida; Philodinidae.
AUGGGUGCAUGUGCUGGUAAAAAUAAAUCAAAAAAAUCAAAAUCUUAUGAACCUACAACAGAUUCAACUACAGAAUCAGAAGCAAAACCAAAAGAUAAGAAUUUGCAACCAAAUAUGUCACCAUCACCCACAGAGACAUUAUCAUCAUCAAAAGGUUUUACAGUAAAUAAUGAUGAUCAUAGUAAGUCUACAUUAAAUACAGAAACACACGGCAUUGAUCCGGAUGUUCAAAUUGGAAUUAAUGAACAAGGUGAAAUUAGUAAUACAUUAAGUAAACCAUUUCCACAUCGUGUUAUUUCAGUUAACGAUGCUGAACUUGAAACAGAAUUAGCUAAUCUUGUAUAUGGACGUCCAGAAAAUGAUUAUGCAGAAAAUCCAAUUGUUGUUACUACAAUUAAAAGUACUGAAGUUUAA